GUGGCGCGCUAUAGCUCUGCUCUGCGUAAUCUCCGGUGCUGAAGAUUAGAAUGAGAAAUUUAACAUUCCUCAAUUCACAGAAACCUUUCCGAAUUGAAUCAGACCUGAAGAAUUCUCGAACAAUGCGAAUAAUUUAAACGAAAAUCGAAGCGAAUAAUUAUAAAGAUACAUUGGUUAUAUGGUGUGGUAGACUGGUAGGAGAGUGACGGUGAGGCCAAAUCCGAGGACAAUGAAGGGCAAAUCACCACCGUUGAAGGCGGUUCCGCUGCAAAUGGUAACGCCACGCAAAGACGACGAAUCGUCGGAUCAUCACAAGGUGGGCUCCACCUCCACGCCAGCAGGUUUCAAAGUGCCUGAUGAUUGGUUAGUUGAGGAAAUACCUCGCGCAUGUUGCCCUUCCAACCCACGCAGAGUCGACAGGUAUUACAUUGAACCCAAGACAGGGAAGAAAUUUCGUUCGGUGCCAGAAGUUAAGAGGUACCUAAUGGAUGGAAAUACAGAUGCGUUCACGUCUGAGGUAUCAAAUGAAGCAGGGAACAAAUCUGAUAUGCAAAUUACUCCCCUUAUCACCUGGAGCACCUCAGACUUUGUACUACCUGAUGGUUGGAGGAUCGAGGAAAAGCCACGAAGCAGUGGGAUGUAUCGUGGUAUGGUUGACAAGUAUUAUAUUGAAUCCAAGACCGGGAAGAAAUUCCGUUCGAUGGCAGCUGUUAAGAGAUACCUAACAGACGGAGAAACAAAUAUGUCCGUACCCGAGGUAUCAAAAGAAGCAAGCGACAAAUCUGAUAUGCAAAUUAUUCCCUUUACCACCGGGUGCACCUCAGACUUUGUACUACCUAAUGGUUGGAGGAUUGAGCAAAAGCGACGAGAUGGAGGAAGUAAUCCUGGUAAGAUUGACAAGUAUUACAUUGAACCUGGGACGGGAAAGAAAUUUUGUUCGGUGAUGGCUGUUAAGAGACACCUAACCAAUGGAAGCACAAAUACAUCCACGCCCACAUCAUUAAAACAAGGAAGAGACAAACGUGCUGCAAGUGUGGAACAGAUGCAAAUUACUCCUUGUACCCCUGGCACGACAUCAAACUUUAUACUACCUGAUGGUUGGAUCAUUGAGAGAAGGAAACGUCGCCGUGAUUUUGCGGUUGACAAGUACUAUGUUGAGCAAGAGACUGGACAGCAAUUCCGCUCCUUGAUAGCUGUUGAGAGAUACCUAAGAGAAAAAGAAGAAAAGGAGUGCACAAUGCCACUCAAGGCAUUCAAACAUCCCAAUAGGCAUCACCGUUCGCGCGGAUCUGGUUCUAAGAGUAAAAAUGUCUAUGGAAAGAAUCAUUCCCCAAAAGUUGCCACUGGAGGCCCAAAAGAAUCUGAAGAAAAUGCAACUCCGCCAAAGGAAGUCACACCAGGCAGUGAUCCUACAUCCUCGGAGCAUUCUGAUACUCCGCAGAAAAGCAAUUCUGGGGAGAAAGCUGAAGCCGCAAUGGAUGAUUCUGCCUUCCCGCCAUCAACUAUGAAUUGGGUUCUUGCUGGUCCUGGGGGAGAUAUGUGGACUCCCUUCAUCGGCGAAUCUAUGGUCCUGGAAUCUGUAAAGCAAAAGUGGUCUGAAACCUUUAUAUCAUCCCUCAAUGAUAAUUAGCUCUUAUAAACCAGGUCUUUGAGGUAUGACUGUUUUGUCAAAUUUUUCCGUGGCUUUUAUUGUUUCAGCCCCUAGCCAACUUACAGCUUUAGCAGAUUCUAGAAUAUUGCGGUGCAAGUAGUUUUCAUGGGUACAUGUAAAUAUGAUAGAAGUUAAACGCAUUUGCACCGGGGAAUAUAUCUAGAAGAGUUGGUACUUUUGCAUAUAUGCAUAUUUGAAAUCAGUCCAAUCUCAGCACGCAGAAAAGUUGACCAGUAUUUCAUUAUGAUCCUUCUGAGGAGAGGGUAAUUCAUCUCAUGUACAGAUUUAUUAUUGGAUCUUUCUACACGUUCGUUCUUUUUUCUAUUAUUUUUUAUUAUUAUUAUUGUAGCAUCAUUUUGUCAACUCCAUUACUGAGGACUGAA
Molecule: messenger RNA, 2034 nt
Organism: Morus notabilis
Lineage: Eukaryota; Viridiplantae; Streptophyta; Magnoliopsida; Rosales; Moraceae
Product: methyl-CpG-binding domain-containing protein 7
Exons: 10
Coding region: 230-1630 (466 amino acids)
Molecular function (GO): DNA binding
Source: RefSeq, a predicted model, not a curated record